UAAAGUGGUUAUAUUGCUAUUUUAAUGCCUUAAUCUGUUUUUAGUGCAUUUUGAACGAGUUUCUGCAAUGUUUAAUGUGUUAUUUUACAUCACAGUGCCAUUGACACAAUAAUUAAGCAGGAGUCUUUGUCAGAAGGUCAGAAAAUGAGAGGGUCGAGAAAAUACACAUCCCGAGUUCAUGUGGAAGACAUUUGCCAAGCACUCAAGGCCAGUAUUGACAUGCCAUCGAGCAGGAGAAUCUACAAUGUUGUCGAUGAUGAGCCAGCCCCUAGAGAAGAGGUAUUUGCAUAUGCGCUGGAUUUGAUUGAGAAAAAGUGGCCAGGCCUGGUCAAGAAAUGCACUUCUCCUCAGAAAGAUGAAUCCUUUGUUCGAAGUGGAAGUUCAAGAGGUGAAAAGCGAGUUUCCAAUUCACGUAUCAAGAGGGAACUAGGAGUGCAGCUUUUUCAUCCAAGUUAUAAAUCAGGCUUGCAGAGCGUUAUUGACCAAAUGGAGAGCCCAUUUCAGCAUGCUGCGUAUUAGGUUUAAGACCUUUUAGAGAAAAUUAUGAUUUUUUUUUUUUUUUUCCGUUUUCGAUAAUCUAUACCAACCAUGUUAGUCAACCGAAUUCAUGGAACAUAAGGUAUAUGCAAACAUGCAAUUCCAAGGUCUCGUACGUGGUGACUGCGUUAAAGUUCACCUGUUCAUCUUUUAAUCAUGAUUCGAAUCUGGCCGCGGUAAAAAUUCCCCCCCUUUAAGAUAAUUCACGGUUUUCAUGUUUUUCAUAAGGAUAAAAAUUGUAACUUCAACUUCAAAUUAAGAUUUAUUAGGUAAUAAAGAAUUUUUUUAAAA
Molecule: messenger RNA, 828 nt
Organism: Rubroshorea leprosula
Lineage: Eukaryota; Viridiplantae; Streptophyta; Magnoliopsida; Malvales; Dipterocarpaceae
Source: the annotation of a GenBank genome assembly